UACCAGCACUGGAGUUGAGAGGCCAGUGCUUACCCACACUGCCUGAAUCACGAACAAUUUUUUAUUAUGGCACUUGCGCGGCUCGCAAACAGAAUUUGCUGAUUGAAAUCCAUAGAAAGUCAUUGCCGAACGUCGAGGACGCUGCAAGUUGAAGUUUCUGCGAGAAAGGAUCGCCGCGCAGGAAACGAAAGUGCCGGGAAACAGCUAUUUUAUCCAUCGCCGCUGCCUCCCCCUCGCCCCCCGCGAAACGAGCAGACGCCGACCGAAACAUUUAGAUUGUGCAAAUAGCUAAAAUCCACACAGUCCGCCAUCGAAUAUUAUGAAAUGGCAUCAGCUUUAAGUGUCUUGUCUUAUUAAAUCUGAUAAGUGUGUUAAUGAAUGCGAUACGAUUUAGGUAAAAUAAAGUAUUGUAAAGGCAGAUUCACUUGUACAUAUUCCGAUUCCCCUGCAUUUGAUCAAGAGCCUUGAUCGCCAGAAUAAAAACGUAAAACGUAAUACCAUUUACCCAAGUGGAACUUGUUGCUUGAGGCUUGGUUGUAGGUCAGUGCGAAGAGGUGGCUGAUCCGGCGGCAAAGAGUGCGCACCAGGCGACGACCGGCGACGAUACAAUGCCCUCGGCCAUCAGUGGCGCGGCACAUGGCCAAGUCCACAUACCCAGCAACGAGGAGUGCGGCAUCCGGGACGUGUGGAAGCAUAACCUGGAGGAGGAGUUCCGCACAAUCCGCAAGGUGGUGCAGAAGUACCACUAUGUGGCCAUGGACACCGAGUUCCCGGGCGUGGUAGCUCGGCCUGUCGGCGAAUUCCGCUCCACGGCGGACUACCACUACCAGCUGCUGCGCUGCAAUGUCGACCUGCUGCGGAUCAUCCAAUUGGGCCUGACCUUCAUGGACGACGAUGGCAAAACGCCGCCCGGCUACUCCACCUGGCAGUUCAACUUUAAGUUCAACCUGAGCGAGGAUAUGUAUGCGCAGGACUCGAUCGAUCUGCUGCAGAACUCUGGCAUUCAGUUCAAGAAGCACGAGGAGGACGGCAUCGAUCCCAUUGAGUUCGCCGAGCUGCUAAUGAGCUCCGGCAUCGUUCUGGUGGACAACAUUAAGUGGCUGUGCUUCCACUCCGGCUACGACUUCGGCUACCUUCUUAAGCUGCUCACCGAUCAGAACCUGCCCUCGGACGAGGGAGACUUCUUCGAGCUGCUGCACAUAUACUUCCCCAAUAUCUUCGACAUCAAAUAUCUGAUGAAGUCGUGCAAAAACCUGAAGGGCGGUCUGCAGGAGGUGGCCGAUCAGCUUGAACUGCGGCGCGUGGGCCCCCAGCAUCAGGCCGGUUCCGAUGCCCUGCUCACGGGCAUGGCUUUCUUCAAAAUGCGUGAGGUACAGCACACAAAUGAUUUGCACUUUGACCUACCAGCGCCCGUUGUACUCUUUCCCUAUCUGCUUGAGCACACCAUGAACUUGAAGCCGUUGGUCAGCCGGAUCGACCUGCUGAGCCGUCCGGCCUACAUCGGAGGAAUUCCUCCCGAUGAGUCUGCGAUGAUCAGCAGUGGCAACGGCACGGGCAACACCAGCUCCUCUUGGGAGCCGCUUACCUCGAGCGCCUACAUGGUCACGCCUCCAAACACUCCUGGUUCGCCGGAGCGCGAUGGCUCGUCGCUACGCGCUUGCUUCGCGUCUUCUCCAAUUCGCUAAACAAGACAUACGGUUGUUGCCCAGCCCUUGCCACUACUAACUUGCCUCCAUCCACCAUCACCAUCAACAUCCAUUAGGUUUAAGGUUCUUCAUGGUUGUCACAACUCGCUCAUUUUCAUAUAUAGUUUAUAUAUGUAUUUAGUUUUUAUUGCCUGCAGCACCUGCAGUGCCAGUGACCCACUAUUUAUGAAUGAAAUCCAUAAUUUGAAGUGUUUUUAGUUAGAUUGAAACUGUUAAGACCAUGUGAAACAUGUUUAUUUAGUUUUAAAGCUCGCGAGACGAUAUGAAUUGAAAGAUUUGCUGAAUUUGAUUGGAAAAUUAAAUGAAUUGGAAUUAAU
Messenger RNA from Drosophila suzukii, 2023 nucleotides. Lineage: Eukaryota; Metazoa; Arthropoda; Insecta; Diptera; Drosophilidae. The record is from RefSeq and is a predicted model, not a curated record.